Messenger RNA from Drosophila navojoa, 463 nucleotides. RefSeq lists its product as uncharacterized. NCBI's taxonomy places the organism in Eukaryota, Metazoa, Arthropoda, Insecta, Diptera, Drosophilidae. The record is from RefSeq and is a predicted model, not a curated record.
UAUUUUGUAAAUAGUGCAAAGUGCAAGAUGCCCUAUUCGGAUCCCUUCUCGCCCGAGACAAUGCGGAUCUAUAAACCGGCGAAGCUAAAGGUCUGCACAAAGCAAUCGGAUCUUUUUUACUUAAGCUUUGACCGUAACACAACUCGAUAUUCUCUGCACGUCAAUGAGACGAUUUUGCUGCCUUUCGGAAACGGGAUUAGGUGCAAUUAUAGCGGGAUAAGCCAACGAAAGCUGCUUGCGACGGUUUUCUUUGAGAAGCAACACGAAUUGCCCCAAAAUAUAAAUGGAGUCAUUGCCCAAUGUCAUGUUAAGCUAAACGCUUCAGUUAUCCAAAUCAUUCAACAAGAUGCAUUUCCACUGCAUCAGAUAGCAAAACGCCGAAACGACAGCCCAGUGUCAUAAUUCUCGGUCUGGACAGCAUGUCGCGCAUGAAUUUCGAACGGACAAUGCCCUUGACGGCAAA